UUCAAGCUUCGGUUACAGUGUACAGUACGCAGACGAAAGGACGCGCGUUCAGAAUGAAAUCAGACUGAUUGUAGGAGAGUCAUGUUGAGGAGAGCGAGCAGCUCGGUGGGGUUUGAUGAAUUCGGUUUUGCUCUCGGCAAGAAAAGGGACAGAAAACUCCAACACAGAUGUCACGACUACAGUUAUCCUCAGCCUAAUCCAGUUAAAGUGAAGGAACUGUGUGAAUUCCUCAGUUACUGGAAUGGAGCCAGUUUUAUCUGCAGAAAUCAGAUCGAGAAGUUUAUUCGUAUUGGUAUUCCUCCAGCAAUACGUGGACGAGUUUGGAAAUGCCUCCUAAAUAUCGACAGUAUCAGAGCUGCCAGCUCUUUUGAUUAUGAGGCAUGUCAGGCUGAGAUCCGUAAACCUCUGGUUGAUCUUGGAGUCAGUGAGUACAGUAUCAUCCCUACUAUAGACUCUCUAGUGGACACCGAGAAUGAGAUCAGCAGCGGACAGGCUUCGGAUCUCCUCAGCGCUGACCUAACGCUCUUCAAACAGAUCGCCCUCGACCUGCGAAGGUCGUUUCCCACCCAUCGCACUCUGAUGGGGGACCGUCCGGAGGCUAUUGAGGGCCAGGCCAAACUUUUCAGAGUUCUUACCGCAUUUGCCCGAUAUAAUCCCCAGAUUGGAUACGUACAAGGGAUGUCCUAUAUAGCUGCUGUGCUCCUGAUGAUCCUGUCUGAGGAAGAGGCUUUCUGGGCUCUGGUUGCUCUGUUAGAGAAGCCCAAGUAUCUCUCAGAGCUCUUUGAUUCUUCUGUGAAGAAGAUUCAGCAUCAAGCUUUGAUUUUUCACCAGCUUCUGAAGCACAGGAAACCUCUGCUCUUCCAGCACUUGGAGACUCUUGGGGUAUCUUCUCUGCAUUUCAUCAUGCAGUGGUUUCUCACUCUCUUCACCUCGCUGCCAUGCUGGGACUCAGUAUUGGCCAUUUGGGAUCUUAUCAUGCUGCAUGGUCUGCAGGCUGUAUUUCGCACCGGCCUCACCAUCAUCCUGCUGCUCGAGUCUCGUAUCAUGAACAUGAGUGAGGAGGCCACAGUACUGCCCGUUCUGCUGCGAGUGCCUGUGGAUGUCUCCCAGCAUCGUGUCCUGAUCCCAGCCCUCUGGAACACUGAUGUUCAGGAAUGGGAAAUCAACUGCAUGAACCGCCUAGUCUUGGAGGAGGCCGAUGGCGGACAGGAUGAAGGGCCUUCAGUGCUUCAGGGAGGAAGGGUGAGCUCCAGUACCUUCCAGCGUUUUCUCAUGAACAUGCCAGAACUUGUUUUAAUGAGAUCCACUUUGCGAACGGCUCCAGGCUCUAGCACUAAAAAUGUUUUCACACGGCUGCUGAAAGUGGCUCAGCAUUACCUUUUGGAACCGGGGAAGUACAGUGCGCCUGCCAGGUCUUCUCCUGCCAAGAGGAGCCCUGCCCUCGGCCGUCUCCCCAAAACCAGAAUCUCCACCUCCUUCACUCAGGCGCAGGGUCGAACCAGGAGGAGCAGUAGCAGGCGUUCCCAAAAUUCCACUCUGGGUGGGGUCAAGAAGGAGCAGCUCCCUUCUCAAGAUUCUGAUGGAGGUGCUGCUGAAGACAGCUCCAACUCUUCGGCCUGGCGUGUGAGGUCAGGGCCCGUGGGUAAAGUGGCUCGCAGAAGGAGCCGAGGGCAGUCCGGACGAGGAAGUUCCCUCCUGCCG
Sinocyclocheilus rhinocerous is the source of this 1701-nucleotide messenger RNA. RefSeq names its product carabin-like. The transcript is spliced from 15 exons. Gene Ontology annotation, molecular function: GTPase activator activity; small GTPase binding. The record is from RefSeq and is a predicted model, not a curated record. NCBI's taxonomy places the organism in Eukaryota, Metazoa, Chordata, Actinopteri, Cypriniformes, Cyprinidae. Gene Ontology annotation, biological process: regulation of GTPase activity. The annotation marks the transcript as partial.